AUGAUUGUGAAAACCUGUAAGCUGUGUUGUCGGUCAGACCUGGCAGUCUACUUUGGAGUCAAGAAGUCAGAGAAGCCUAACAACCAAGAAGCUGGCAAGCAGACCACAAGGAUGGCACGCUCUCUGAAUGAAUGGCUAUGGCAGCACGAGUUCUGGCUCCCCCCAGGAAUUACCUGGGAGGACAUGAAGGAGUCUGAAGACAUCCAUUAUCCUCAGCCUCGUGAUCUCCUGCUCAGUAUUCCGUUUGCUUUAAUCUUGGUUGUCAUUCGAUACGUCUUUGAAAGAGCCAUAGCCCUGCCCCUUGGUGCCAAACUGGGUGUGAGGGACAAGCAGAGACCAAAAGCUCAGCCUAACCCCAUACUGGAAACAUUCUACAGUAUGCACUGCAAGAUCCCUAAAGAGAGUGAGCUGAUCAGUUUAGCCAAACAGUGCGACCUGCCAGUGAGAAAGGUGGAGAGGUGGUUCCGGCGACGGAGGAACACCGACCGACCGAGCCUAUCCAAGAAGUUCUGCGAGGCCUGCUGGAGGUUUACAUUUUACGUCAUUUCUUUCUUCACUGGACUUGCUGUCCUGUACGACAAGCCUUGGUUUUGGGACCAUAGAGAGUGCUGGACAGGAUACCCGCAACAGCCUCUCCAACCCUCUCUGUUCUGGUACUACAUGCUGGAGCUCUCCUUCUACUGGUCUCUGGUCUUCACCUUGCCCUGUGAUGUGAAGAGGAAGGACUUCAAGGAACAGAUAGUCCAUCAUGCUGCAACCAUCUUCCUGAUCAGUUUCUCAUAUUGUGCCAAUUACAUCCGCAUUGGGACACUGGUGAUGGUGAUUCAUGAUGCUUCUGAUUGCUUCCUAGAGCCAACUAAGAUAUUCAAUUACAUGAAGUGGAAGAAAACUUGUGACAGCCUCUUUAUGAUCUUCUCAGCUGUUUUCCUCAUCAGCCGCCUGAUCAUUUUCCCCUACACAGUGCUCUAUAACACCUACUAUUACUCCAUGGAGAUAUUCCAACCCUUCUUUGGAUACUACUUUGUGAAUGCUCUCCUGAUAACUCUGCAGCUGCUCCAUAUCUUCUGGUCCUGCCUAAUUAUUCACAUGGUCUACAAGUUCAUCCUCCAGGGCACGAUGGAAAAGGACAUGAGAAGUGACACAGAAGAAAGUGACAAGGAUGAAGAAAGAGAAAAGAUCGUGGAAAAGGAGAAAAAUGGGAUCACGUGUUUUAGCAGUGUCACUAGCAGCAAUUAUAUCCAGAGGAAUGGGUCCGAGACACUGAACAACAGAGCCCAUCUCACCAACGGCCACGUCAAGGAAAGAUAGCUACUGCUUACGUUCUGUCUGAUCUGGUCUUUAAUGAAUCCAGUCCACCAUCUUUAGAAAAUGUUUUGCUCAUUGCGUAGAUAUAAAGGAUUGCCAUUGCAGUAUCAUAGUUGAAUUCCUGCUUCCCGUAAACAGAAUUGUUUAUAGUCACUGAUAUUUGAGGGAAGUUUUUGGUCUUUCUUCAAUAAAAGCUUACUAUAGGUUGUUGCCUUGAAGCAGAUAGAAAGGGAUCAAAGUGAUUUGACUUGUAUUAGACUGUACCAUAAUAGCUGUUAAAUGUGUUAAUCUUGAAAAAUACAACAGUGGUUAAACUUUGGCAAUGUCAAGUCUUAAUUGCCUAAUGUUGUUUGGUAGGAAUCCGUUUAUUCUUGAUCAGCUUCUGGAGGCCCUGGCCCAUUGCCACUAAUGAUUAUGGAAAGUAAAUAAGUGUGAAACUAAAUCUUAUUACAGGGACACCUCUUUCAAGAAGACAAGUGCCCCAUACUUAGUCAUAAAAUUAAAACUGUGCAUAGUGGAAUAAAAGCUUUGGAAAGACAUAGGAGAAAACAUUUUCUUCUGACAGGAAAUGCUCCUUUGUGCCAUGUGACCAGUUUUGUAAUUGUAUGGAACUCAGUCCCUUCUGUUGUCUCAAAGGUGGAAACUCCAAAGCCCAGUCUGAUGACAGUUCCCACCCAAAUCAUGGUUAGAAGAGCUGGAAAAUCCAGGCAGCUGUGUCUCAACUGCCAGGUAAUCCAUUAAACCUGUCUUGGAAAGGACCACUGUCACAAGGGAGGGGACAAGAAACUAGGUACUCUAGAAGACAACACUGAUUAAGUGCUCAUGUUUUUAUCUAGUGUAAUUGGCACAGUGGAAGAUGUUUACAGAGUCAGCUUGGUAAGAAGGGAAUAGAUUACCCGUCCUCAGAGGAAAAAGGAUCCAGAGAGGUUCUGCUGAACUUCAUGAAAUAAUGCUUUAACUUAGCCUUCAAAGUCUAGGGCCUUUGUCUAGAUGUGUCAAAAGUAGAAAGUUUAAAGCAGUGGACCAUGAAGUUAUGACGCAGUUCUGAUUCAGUUCCUUUAGAUGUUCUGUAUUUUAUAUCAUCCAGUGUAGUAUUAGAUUUUUGAUUCUGUAAUCUCUUAAAAGAGUUAAAUUAGUAUGGCAUGGAUUUCUGUCUUAUAGAUCAAUUAAACUAUGAAACCAAAGUAUUAACAGAUUCACUGUUAUGAGAGUAGGGACUUAGACUGCCAGGGCCAUGCAGAUAUUUCCCUGUAUAUGUCUGGUAAGGUUCAACGCUAAUGGUGGGACACGGACCAAGGAAAUGCCUGAUUCAAGGAGAUGGCGCACAUUUUUAAAGUUAAGAGGCAAAUGACAGUCUAGAAGGACAAGAGCAUUUUCAGCAGCACACCAAGUUCACCUGAAAUGCAGGAAAGAUUUGAUCUGAGCCUUUGAUCUUACGUUUUAGUCAAAAUACAUUGGAUAAUUUCAGAGGAGAAAGUGGUUCUAGCACAGGUGAUUCCAGGGCAGCAACAUGCUCUGGAGCGGACCAUCAUCGUUUAAGUUUGUAUCUGUUGAAGAUAGUUUCUCUCUGAAAUGUUGGGCUAAUUCAAAGUUCAAAGGGUAUGUUCUGUAUUACUGUCAUGUUUCCUUAAUCCACAUGUACAAUCUUGCCACUCCUCUGCAGGUGAUGUGUUCAGGAGGAAUGGUUAUGUAUCAUUUUGUACUUCUGAAUGUAAAAGAUCUUUAUAAAUUACUUUUGAAAAGUU
Molecule: messenger RNA, 3050 nt
Organism: Cygnus olor (mute swan)
Lineage: Eukaryota; Metazoa; Chordata; Aves; Anseriformes; Anatidae
Gene: CERS4
Product: ceramide synthase 4
Exons: 12
Coding region: 1-1308 (435 amino acids)
Biological process (GO): ceramide biosynthetic process
Cellular component (GO): membrane
Molecular function (GO): sphingosine N-acyltransferase activity; DNA binding
Source: RefSeq, a predicted model, not a curated record